AUGCCUGAACCACGAAGUGCCAACAAGACCGAGGACCCCAGGGUCGAGGCCCGAACAACGAGACCGGAGUCUCCACUCAUCGCCAAGUUAGAUGACCUUGACCAGCGAAUGAUCGACAUCGCUCAGUGUAAUGCUGCAUCCUCACCUCUGCUUCGACUUCCUCCCGAAAUCCGGAACAUGAUCUACACUCUUAUCAUCGACGUGAACAUCGUUGUGUUCACAGAGGCAGGAUUGGGUCGUGGUAGACACCCCAUUCAAGAUGGACUCGCUCUCCUCCGCGUUUGUCGUCAGAUACAUGCGGAAGCCGCUCUUCUUCCAUAUGCGCUCAACACAUUUGUGUUCUGGACUUUCACCUCGGAUCUCCAGGCAUUUCUUCAUGGGCGUAAAAAGGAGCAGAUUGCGGCUAUGCGGAAAGUGCAAUGGGGCUCUGGUGGCCCAACGACUGCGGUUGCAUGGAUAAAAGUUCUAUGGAAGCUUGAGCGAGAGAGUUCGAGGGUACGAUGGUAG
Messenger RNA from Alternaria arborescens, 507 nucleotides. RefSeq lists its product as hypothetical. Bases 1 to 507 code for a protein of 168 amino acids. NCBI's taxonomy places the organism in Eukaryota, Fungi, Ascomycota, Dothideomycetes, Pleosporales, Pleosporaceae. The record is from RefSeq and is a predicted model, not a curated record. The transcript has 2 exons.